Messenger RNA from Dromiciops gliroides (monito del monte), 5391 nucleotides. RefSeq names its product potassium sodium-activated channel subfamily T member 2 (gene KCNT2). The transcript is spliced from 30 exons. Bases 591 to 4100 code for a protein of 1169 amino acids. Gene Ontology annotation, cellular component: membrane. The record is from RefSeq and is a predicted model, not a curated record. Gene Ontology annotation, molecular function: intracellular sodium-activated potassium channel activity. Lineage: Eukaryota; Metazoa; Chordata; Mammalia; Microbiotheria; Microbiotheriidae. Gene Ontology annotation, biological process: potassium ion transport.
AGGGCUUGGCGGCGUAUCCGCGACUAAAAAAAUAGCUUCCCCCUCCCCAGUCAGACUCCCCUCCCAGCUGCAGCAAGCCUAGCCUAGAGCUCGGCCGGGGCCAGCCCUAAGGGAAUUGCAGCUGGGAGCCUCAGGCGAGGGGCGGAGGGGGAGCUCACCUGCUGCUCCCUGAAGUGCUUCCCCCUCCCAGCCCCGCCUCUACCUUUCUCUGAAGACCCUUUCCCCACCUCCCUUCCGCUGCACGCUUGCCCCCCAGAAGUAACUUUUGUACUCUGGCUUCGACCCCGGGUCCUCUGUGCCAGAGGCUGUGCCUAGCCCGAGCCUGGGGGCUGCUAAGAGGGUUGGCUGCUUCUCGCCAGAGUCCCACUUUGUUCCUGGGCUUGGUUUGCAUCACCCCCAUAACCCCCUCGGUUUCGAGGAACCUGCCCCGCUCCCUCUCAGUCUAGGCUUCCGGCUGGUGACUAUUUCCCCCCACUCUCUACCUUUCAUCCUCUCUCAUUAGACCUCUUCCUUUUAUUUUUUCCCCUCUUCUGGUUUUUUUUUUUCUUUAAUUUAAUUUAAUUUAAUUUUUUCCCUUUCUCUGGGGAAGGAUGGUUGACUUGGAGAGCGAGGUUCCCCCUCUGCCCCCAAGAUACAGGUUUCGGGAUUUGCUGCUAGGGGACCAAGGGUGGCAGAACGACGACAGGGUACAAGUUGAAUUCUACAUGAAUGAAAAUACAUUUAAAGAGAGGUUAAAAUUAUUUUUCAUCAAAAAUCAGCGAUCAAGUCUAAGAAUACGCUUGUUCAAUUUUUCCCUCAAGGUAUUAAGCUGCUUAUUAUAUAUAAUUCGAGUACUUCUGGAUCCUCCACCACAAGGAAAUAAAUGGUAUCAUAUCUUUUGGGUGACAAGAUGUCUACCAUUAUGGGGCUUACAGGUUUCAGUGGCUUUGAUAAGUCUCUUUGAAACAGUGUUACUUGGUUACCUGAGUUAUAAGGGAAAUUGGAUCCAUUCAAGCUGUAUCCUGUAUCAUGGUAUAGAGGGAAACAUCUGGGAACAGAUUUUACGCAUACCUUUCAUCCUGGAAAUCAUUAAUGCUGUCCCCUUCAUCAUCUCAAUAUUCUGGCCUUCCUUAAGAAAUCUAUUCAUCCCUGUCUUUCUAAAUUGUUGGCUUGCCAAACAUGCUUUGGAAAAUAUGAUUAAUGAUCUUCAUAGAGCCAUUCAGAGGACACAAUCAGCAAUGUUUAAUCAAGUUUUGAUAUUAAUAUCUACAUUACUUUGUCUUAUCUUCACCUGUAUUUGUGGAAUUCAGCAUCUUGAGCGAGCAGGGAAGAAACUGACUCUCUUUGACUCCCUUUACUUCUGCAUUGUGACCUUUUCAACAGUGGGCUUUGGGGAUGUCACACCUGAGACGGCACUCUCCAAGCUUUUCGUUGUCAUUAUGAUCUGUGUUGCUCUUGUAGUCUUACCCAUACAGUUUGAACAACUGGCCUUUUUGUGGAUGGAGAGACAGAAGUCUGGUGGAAACUACAGUCGUCACAGAGCUCAGACAGAGAAGCAUGUUGUCCUGUGUGUUAGUUCCCUGAAGAUUGAUUUACUUAUGGAUUUUUUAAAUGAGUUCUAUGCUCAUCCAAGACUACAGGAUUAUUAUGUAGUAAUUUUAUGUCCAACUGAAAUAGAUGCUCAAGUUCGAAGAGUCCUUCAGAUUCCUAUGUGGUCACAAAGAGUCAUCUACUUACAAGGUUCAGCCCUGAAAGAUCAGGAUCUAUUGAGAGCAAAGAUGGAUGAUGCUGAGGCCUGUUUCAUCCUAAGUAGUCGGUGUGAAGUUGACCGGACAUCAUCUGAUCACCAAACAAUUCUGAGAGCUUGGGCAGUUAAAGAUUUUGCUCCAAAUUGUCCUUUGUAUGUGCAGAUAUUGAAGCCUGAAAAUAAAUUCCACAUCAAAUUUGCUGAUCAUGUUGUCUGUGAAGAGGAGUUUAAGUAUGCCAUGUUAGCUUUAAACUGCAUAUGCCCAGCAACUUCUACUCUUAUCACAUUAUUGGUCCAUACCUCUAGAGGACAAACAGCACCCUGGGAACUUUUUAAGCAACUAACUGGAACCAAGCAGACUUUAAACAGAGAGGGCCAGCAGUCACCUGAACAGUGGCAGAAGAUGUAUGGAAGAUGCUCUGGUAAUGAAGUGUACCACAUUAUCAUGGAAGAAAGUACAUUUUUUGCUGAAUAUGAGGGAAAGAGUUUCACAUAUGCCUCUUUCCAUGCACACAAAAAGUUUGGCGUCUGUUUGAUUGGUGUUAGGAGGGAAGAUAAUAAAAACAUCUUGCUAAAUCCAGGUCCACGUUACAUUAUGAAUGCUACAGACACAUGCUUUUACAUUAAUAUCACCAAAGAAGAAAACUCAGCAUUUAAGAAUCAAGACCAACUGAGAAGAAACAAUGCAUCAAGGUCAUUUUAUCACGGCCCUUCUAGAUUACCAGUACAUAGUAUAAUUGCCAGUAUGGGAACUGUGGCUAUUGACUUACAAGACACAAGUUGUAGAUCUGCAAGUGGUCCUAACUUGGCUCUUCCUCCAGAGGGGAGCAAAGAAACCAGGAGACCUAGCAUAGCUCCUGUUUUGGAGGUUGCAGACACAUCAUCAAUUCAAACAUGUGACCUUCUAAGUGAUCAAUCUGAAGAUGAAACAACACCAGAUGAGGACAUUUCUACCAAUUUAGAGUAUGCUAAAGGCUACCCCCCUUACUCUCCAUAUAUAGGAAGUUCUCCCACUUUUUGUCAUCUUCUUCAUGAAAAAAUUCCAGUUUGCUGUCUAAGAUUAGACAAGAGUUGCCAACAUAACUAUUAUGAGGAUGCAAAAGCUUAUGGUUUCAAAAAUAAACUAAUUAUUGUUGCAGCUGAAACUGCUGGAAAUGGAUUGUAUAACUUUAUUGUUCCUCUCAGGGCUUAUUAUAGACCAAAGAAAGAACUUAACCCCAUCGUCUUGCUAUUGGAUAAUCCGCCAGAUAUGCAUUUUCUGGAUGCCAUCUGUUGGUUUCCAAUGGUUUACUACAUGGUGGGCUCUAUUGACAACUUAGAUGACUUGCUUAGGUGUGGAGUGACCUUUGCUGCCAACAUGGUGGUCGUGGAUAAAGAAAGUACUAUGAGCGCUGAAGAAGACUACAUGGCAGAUGCCAAAACUAUUGUAAAUGUGCAAACUCUCUUCAGGUUGUUCUCAAGUCUAAGUAUUAUCACAGAACUCACUCACCCAGCCAACAUGAGAUUUAUGCAAUUCCGGGCCAAAGACUGUUACUCUCUUGCUCUUUCCAAACUGGAAAAGAAAGAACGGGAGAGAGGUUCUAAUUUGGCAUUUAUGUUUCGACUGCCUUUUGCUGCUGGUAGAGUUUUCAGCAUCAGUAUGUUGGACACACUUUUGUAUCAGUCAUUUGUGAAGGAUUAUAUGAUUUCUAUCACCAGACUUCUGUUGGGAUUGGAUACCACACCAGGAUCAGGAUUUCUUUGUUCUAUGAAAAUCACGGAGGAUGAUCUAUGGAUCAGAACAUAUGCCAGACUUUACCAGAAGCUAUGUUCUUCUACAGGUGAUAUCCCCAUUGGAAUCUACAGGACUGAAUCACAAAAACUUAGAACAUCUGAGUCACAGAUAUCAAUCAGUGUAGAAGACUGGGAAGACACCAAAGAUACCAAAGAACAAAGUCACCACCGCAACAACCACCGUAAUUCAACAUCUAGCGACCAAUCAGACCACCCAUUGCUGCGGCGAAAGAGCAUGCAGUGGGCGCGUCGGCUCAGUAGAAAAGUUCCAAAGCACUCUGGUAAAACAGCUGAAAAAAUAAGCCAACAGCGACUAAACCUGUAUAGGAGAUCAGAAAGACAGGAGCUUGCUGAACUGGUGAAAAACAGAAUGAAGCACCUGGGUCUCACUACAGUGGGAUAUGAUGAAAUGAAUGAUCGUCAAGGCACCCUUUCAUACAUUCUGAUCAAUCCUUCUCCUGAUACAAGACUGGAGGUUAAUGAUGUUGUGUAUUUAAUUCGACCAGAUCCUUUGGCAUACCUUCCAAACAGUGCACCCAGCCGAAAAAGUAGCAUCUGUAAUACCACUGGACCUGACACUCGAGAAGAAACACAGCUUUGAUACAACUUGAUAAUAAAAAACACUAUUUUUCUACAGAGUACCUUGAUUCCAUCAAUACUACUUCUACAGAAAAGAAAAUGCUGCUGGCAAAAAAUAAAUAGGAUAGGAUAUAAUUUAUUCUAUUCUAUUAACAAAACCCACCUUGAAUCUUAGAUUAUUUUGAAAGCUAAGUUCCAGUUACCAAUUCUAUUUUUUUCCAAUGGAUAUUUGAAAGGCAUUAAUGGAGUGACUGAAGAGCAAGAUUAAGAUACAAGAACAAAUAUGAAAUUUAUCAAGGCUUCAAUAUUGAUCCUGACUAAUACAAGCGAUUAAAAAUAUCAAAGUUUAAUGGAAGCAAAGUCAAAAUACCUAAUGUACUACACUUAGAAAAUUAUUGUUGCUUUAAAAGGCAUUAAAAUGGACCAAUAUAUGUUCUUUAAAUCUGCUAUCUCACAAAAAGAAAAUUUCCCAGCAAUGUCUAUUGCCUACAAACCCAGAAGCAAACUGCUGUGUGUGAUUGUUGUUAUCAGAAUCAUAGCUUCAGUUAGAAUACUUAUCUUCAUAGCUUUUCUGUCUGUCUUUUCCCAUGACAAUAUAUUCAUUUUGGAAUUGCACUAAAACUCUCUGCAGCAUGCCUUAUUGCUCACAUAAAGAAGCCAGGGGACAAAGAAAAGGAAAGAAAACAUGAAGCACGUGACUUUUCUUUUUUAUAAUUGUGUUAAGACCCAUUUACAUACGCAAAGAAAACAAAGAUUGAGCAGAAAAAGCCAAUGCUGGAUAGCCAUACACAGAACCUUAGAAUGGAAAUGUUAGCCUAGCUUUCUGACAGUAUACUAAACUUAUCUUCAUUUGGCUUUUGUGCUUCAGAAUUCUUCAUCUAUCUACAUAUCAUAAUUUAUUAGAAAGAAAUAGAUUGAAAUUUAAAGAGCAAAUGCAGAAUUAUUUCACUGUGCAUUUUUCUAAAAAAAUGAAAUUUGGAGUAUGUUUCAAAUUAUUGAAAGAACUCCUUUCUGUCUUUGGUAUUGAAAUAACCAUAAUGAUAAUUAUAAUAAUAAAAAUUUGUGUGGAGAAAUUUGGUUCAAUUAAUUUAAAUGACAGAUAGAUGAAUAGAAAAUUUAUUAAAUGCUUUCAAUGUGCCAAGCUGUGUGCUAAAUGUGGGGGAUACAAAUUCAAGCAAAAAAAAAGAUGGUCCUUAUCAUGGAGUUUGCAUUCUAACAGCAGGGAGGGACCAUCCCUAAAGGGGAAGGAGAUAGAAAUUGGGCAAGGAAAAGGGGAAGGUUACAUACGCAGGGGCAAAAAAUAUUGAUGAGAA